UUUAAUAAAUAAUUAAUCUGUUUUAUACAUAUUAUUUAGUAAAUCGUAUAUAAAUCAUAUAUUUUUCAGAAAGCUACUCCGAAAGUUACUCAAGUUGGAAAUCAUAUGAUUUGAAUAAAAGUGACAAUGAAGCAUACACAAAUGGUAAAAAAUGUUAUGCAAAAGGUUUACAUAGUGUGUACGAAUCAAGUAAGCUAUGCGUAUUUGCAAGAAUCAUUUUAGGACUAAAAGUUGAUCAUGUUAAUUAGUUUUAUUAUUUUAUUAUUAUAUAAAUAUUAUUGCUAUUCUUAAAUAAUAUCCAUAAAAUUAACCGAAAUUCCAAGUUUUUGCAAUGGAGCUAACUUGCUUGAUUUUUGACGUAAUUAUGAUAUUUCUGCAUAUCGGUGCAUUCAAGAUACCAUCUCUCAGUCUGGUUUCAAUCGCACAUUCAAACAAUGCGAUUCGAAGCAUGUCAGUCGCAGAAACGACGAAUAUUAACUUGCAUUCCGAUUUCGCGUUAUAGGUAGGGGCGAUCCGCCGCUACCAGACACGAGCGUACAAAUGGGGAAAAUCGUGAACGCGCACACACACGAAGCUAAGAAGCACGGAUCGGUGUUGGCAAUCUCUGUCGAGAAAAUGCAAAUUCAUGUGAAAUUGCUUGAAGACAGCAACGCGGCACUGCACCUCAGAAAUCAGGAUCUCAUCGCGGAAAAUAAGAGCUUGGCAAGGCGGCUCGAAGAGGAUGCAAUUAAAAUCGAGAAGUUGCGAGAGGAAUCAUCGUUGUUACAAGAUGAGUUUAGGAAUGAGAGAGUCAAGUUGGCGGACGCAUUAGUUAAGCAAACGUUUCAGGAAAACGAUAACGUCUGCCUGGAAGAGAAGUGCACUUCGACGGAUAUCGUUUCCAAGGUCGAUCGGGAAUUACAAAUUUGGGAGGCUUGCAAAAAUUGCGAAGAAGAAUUAGAAGGUUGCCAAGGGGAACUUACGGUCACUAUUACAAAAUCGGAACUCGAGGUGCUCGAGAGAGACAUGCGAACGUUGAGGGAUGCUAUAAUCGCUCGAGAGGAAGCGUGGGAUAAAGCGAUGGAACGCGAGAGGAAUUGCCAGCAGCAUUUAGCACGGCUGACCGCAGAGACGAUUACCGCACGUCACCUUUGCGAAGCUCGUCAGGAUGAACUUUGCGCGGUUACGGAAGCUCUUACGGAGAAGGAAUCUGAGUUGAGAGCGACGCAAAAGGAAGUCCUGUAUUUGAGCAAAUUAGUUAGCAAAUUACAUGGAUAUCAAAAGUGAGUUUUGUUUAAUUAUCCUUCUCCUUUCGCUGACAAUAAUAACUAGCCACGCCAUUUUAAAUUGCAAAAGGAAGCACCGAUUUUCAUCAGAAUCCUUUAACGAUCCGCACGCUCGCACGUUCGAUGCUUGCAAUUUGUGGCAUCAGAAAUUACCGUAAUCGCAAAGCGGUCAAAGCGUAUUCUCGAUAAAUUCACAUUAUCAACUACGAUUAAUCAAUAAUGCACAAUUGCAUACCUUUUGUGGCAAAAGAUGCGGCGUUCUCGCGAACAUGGCGGGCGCUGAGAAUCUUUACAACAAUGACUAGAGAUCACUUACUUCGAUUAACUCUCCGG
Molecule: messenger RNA, 1598 nt
Organism: Ooceraea biroi (clonal raider ant)
Lineage: Eukaryota; Metazoa; Arthropoda; Insecta; Hymenoptera; Formicidae
Source: RefSeq, a predicted model, not a curated record